AUGAAUAACAACUUGAAAAACAAGAAGUUAAAAGAUAUAUCUGGCAAAAGCUACCUGACUUGGGUUCUUGAUGCCGAAAUUUAUCUUGAUGUGAUGGGUCUGGCAGACACCAUCAAAGAUAAAAAUCAAGCAUCGAAUCAAGACCGUGUCAAGGCAAUGAUAUUCCUCCGCCAUCACCUUGAUGAGAGCUUGAAAAUGGAAUAUCUCACUGUUAAAGAUCCUCUUAUGCUGUGGAAUAAUUUGAAAGAUAGAUAUGACUACCUGAAGAUGGUUGUGCUUCCACAAACACAUUUUGAUUGGAUCCAUUUGAGGCUACAAGAUUUUAAAUCUAUCUGUGCAUAUAAUUCUGCCAUGUUUAAAAUUAUUUCUCAGUUAAAAUUAUGUGGUGAAAAUAUCACUAAUCAUGAUAUCUUUGGAGAAAACAUUCUCCAUUUUUCCUGCCUCGAGUAUGCUCCUGCAGCAGCAAUACCGAGAAAUGAGGUUCAAGAAAUAUUCUGA
Lycium ferocissimum is the source of this 498-nucleotide messenger RNA. RefSeq lists its product as uncharacterized. The transcript is spliced from 2 exons. The record is from RefSeq and is a predicted model, not a curated record. Lineage: Eukaryota; Viridiplantae; Streptophyta; Magnoliopsida; Solanales; Solanaceae. Bases 1 to 498 code for a protein of 165 amino acids.